Messenger RNA from Schistosoma turkestanicum, 4332 nucleotides. The record is from the annotation of a GenBank genome assembly. NCBI's taxonomy places the organism in Eukaryota, Metazoa, Platyhelminthes, Trematoda, Strigeidida, Schistosomatidae.
AUGCCGUUCCCUGAGCCGAUUCCAUCCCAUUUUGAUUACCAACCUUCUUUAGGACCGUCGUGCCAAUUUAGAUCUAUCGAAGAUGUCAACAAUGCUAUACAAAUGCUGCUUUGGAAAGUCUCUCAAGAACAGCGGUAUACUGGACUUGGUUGCAUACAAGAAGAGCUUUUCAGGCAUUAUCCCUCUGCUAUCAGUUUUAUUAGAAGCGUUCGAAUGAAUCCAGAUUGUAUACCGCGUCUAGUAGAACACAAGAAAUUAAUUCAAAGGGUUAACACACAUCUUUGGGCGUAUGCUACUACUCGUAACGUCGUAACUUUGACAGACUUGGAGGAACUGAUACAGUUAGAAUCACCAAAUGAUUAUCAACUUCUUGGUCCAAUCGUGAGGUUACCAGUAGCAUUAGAAAUACUUCAAACUAGUCAAUUUGAUCAACGUGUAGUGACAUGUUUCACAACUGGAUUCGCGAAUCAAGCAUUGAAAAUGUGUACAGAAGAUGUUUUAGGCGAACUGACAACUUGCAUCUGUAAAAAUCGAUAUCGUUUACCUACAACGGUUAGUCGAGGAUCAAUUUAUUCAUGGUGGGAAUCAGUAUUUACAGAACAUAUGCUAGGAGUUCUGGACAAUGUCAGGGUUGUACAACAUGAAAGUCAAUACCAAAAAUUGGAUCAGUUGGCCAAAUAUGGAAUUAGAAUUAAGGGAUUCUCUCAUCUUGUCCAAGAAGUAAUCAAUAAUCUACGACCUGAGAACUUGAUGAAAGCUGGUAGAAAAGCACAAGAUCAAAUCAAUGCUGAUAUCUUUAAAGUGUAUAAAGAAUUUGGUUCCACUUUGUUAAGUAAAUCAGCUCUAAAAUCAUAUCGAUCCGUUAAACCAGUUCAUCUUCUUAGAAAGUUGGCUGAUAGUGCUACACAGUUACACACUCAAUUACAAAAUUGGGCUGAAGAAAGAAAUUUGGUAUGGCAUAAAGGACAUCUAGACGCACUACUUGUAUUUGGUGAAUUUAUGAGACGUAUUGCUUCUACUGGGCCUUUUCGCUCACUUGUACAUUUACUCCUACUACUAUUCAAUACGGAGUCAAUGAAUAUCAAGGAACUAUUGACUGAAGUUGUAUCGUCUGUACGUAAAGUUGACCAAGCGUUGGAAUCAACAUCAUCAUCAUCAGCAUUACGACCAACUGGAGCAGAGGAGAUGGAGCUUAUUGACUUGACCGCCAAUUCAGAUGAUGAAUUAUGUGAAGUUUCACAGGAAAUUGACGAUUCAAUCAAAAGUAAAUAUCCGAAAUUGAUAGAGAUUGUAGAGAAAAUCAAUAAUUUAUUAACACAACAACACCAACUACAACUACAGCUACAACACAAUGAAGAAGAAACAGCAGAAAAACGAGAAAAUGAUGCUAUAAAUCAUUCAAACAAUUUAUGGUUAUCAUUAGCGGCAAUAGAACGUGAAAUUUUCCAAUCAUCAUCAUCAUCAUCAUCAUCAUCAUCAGUUGGUCAACAUUCUCAAUCAUUAUUAAAUCUACUUUCUGAAGCUAUUCAUAAUGAUAAUGAGCAUGCUGUGAAUUUACUUCCACUUAAUAUAAUUAAUAUCAAACAAGAUAAAAUACCUGAUGCAAACAAUUUUAAUGAAUCCAGUUCUGCGAAAAUUGAUACUAUACACGAAGAAUCAUCUAUAUCAAGAGAUAUCGAUCCUGGAUUAGUAUUUGACUUUAUGCAGAAAUUAACAUGUAUUUCUUCAAGAAGUAAAGAGGAAUUAUGCAAACUUGUCUGUGAUCAUUUACGGAUUAUUCCAUCAACCAAGUUGGAACAGUUGAUCGAAUCCAUGUUGUCACAACUUACAGAUAGUAAUAAUAAUAGUGAAAUAAUUAAAGUAAAACCUUUAGUUUAUCAUCAUCAUGUUCAAUUACCAAGUAUUUUAACAAUGGAACAAAUUCAACAGUCGAUGAAUGUACAAUCGUCAUUAUCCUCAGAUAUUAUAUCACGUUUACUUACUCAACGUGAAUGUGUCUUAAGUUUUUUAUCAGCAUGUCCAUCUUUAAUGGAUUUAGAAUUAUGGUCUCAAUGGUAUCAAGAUUGUUUAUUCUCUAAUCGUUGGGGUAGCCUUGAAUCAUUUCUUAUAGAAUGUGGAAUUGAUCAAGUAUAUGAACAAUAUAAUUUAGUUGCUUUACGUAUACUUCCAUUUGAUUCUGGUUCUGAUGAUACCAGUACUGCUGCUGUUCAUGGUAGCCCCAGUCAAUUAUUACGAUUAACUGCACAUCCUUCAUUGAAUGAUUUACAGCAUGCAUUCAAUCAAUGGCAAUGUAAUCGUACAUCGUUAACUAUUCGUCUUAUUAGUGAUUAUCUAAUUGGUGUAGUGAUUAAAACAAAUAAUCAAUUGACAAUUGAUCAAACAUGUGACAUGAUUACAAAUUAUUUUACAAAUGUUACAGAUCCAAAUGAAUGGAUUUAUUUUGUGUAUAGCUUAUUGAUGAAGUUACCGCUUAGUUUAUUGGGUUUAGUAUUCUCUUUGAUUAUUAUUCCAAGUUUAGAAUCAGCAGGAAUACGUCAGUCUACAUCAUGGCCGUUAGAUAAAUCAGAUAUUUCACUUCCUCCUUCUCCUGAUCAUCAUCAAAAUACUAAUGAUAACAAUGAUUCACCUAUCACUUACAGCCUUUUAUCCAUUUUCUCCAAUCAUCUCCUUCCUUUAAACACAUGUAUUCAACAUGAACAUCAUUCACAAUUAAAUGAUAUUUAUCUAAUCACUGUUAUUGGUCAUAUUGGUUAUCAAUUGAAAUGGCCAGCUUAUAUAAAAUAUUUUGAAGAGAAUCGUUUUCAAUUGAGUAAUACACCUCCUGUUCAUGUGAUUCCGUUGGAUCAGGAUCAACAACAACGCAAAACUAAUGAUCUGCCUUGUCAAUUAUCAAUAAUGAAUAAUAAUAAUGUUUUGCCUACAAGUAUAUCUGAUCAUAUGACUAAUGAUGAGAAUGGUGAUGAUGAUAAUCUAGCUUCAAGUUGUGCACAACCAAUGGAGAGUAAUGAAGAUAAGAAUUCAACUUAUCUAACCAUUCUAAGUAAUGAUAUCAAUUCAAGUGUCAAUAAUGCUGACGAAUCAAACAAACACAUUACAACAGCAGCAACAACAACAGCUGAUUUAAACAAUACUUCAUCAGAUCGUUAUCAAUUUAUUGAAGAGAUUCGACGUCGAGAAUUCGGUGUUGGUGUGGAAUUAAGUAAAGAAGCAGCUGAUUUAGUUCAGAGAGUUGAAGGUAAAUUAUCACGUAGUCUUGUACAAUUAUCCGAAGAAUUGUAUAGUUUACCUGGACAUUUCCUAUUAGAAUUAAUUCAAAAUGCUGAUGAUAAUCAAUAUCAUGUCAGCGAUAUACCGACAUUACAAUUACAAUUGUGUCAGCUUUCUACAGUGAGUGAUGAUGAUGCUGAGGCUGAGCGACAAACAUUUGCUUUAUUGGUUAUGAAUAAUGAGUCGAUUGGAUUCACUGAAUCCGAUAUGUCUGCAUUAUGUGAUAUUGGUCAAAGUACUAAAGUGUUACAACGUGAUGCGAAAAUUGGACGUAAAGGUAUUGGUUUCAAAUCAGUGUUCAAUGUAACAAAUACACCAGAAAUUCAUUCAAAUGGUUUUCAUGUUCGUUUUCAUCGACAAUCAUCACCAACAACAUCAACGAACUGCUCUACUGAUACAUCAUCAUCAUCUUCAUCAUUAAUACUUAUACCAGAAUGGUGUUCUACUACUACAAUGCGAACAUUGAAUUCUGCUCAGUCAUUACCGUCAUGGUGUAAAACAUUGUUUAUUUUACCAUUAAAUUCAAAACUAUUCAUUCAUUAUACAUCAUUGAUGACUGCAAUACAAUCGUCUAUUGUGUAUAUUAUACGACUUAUUCAAACAACAUUUCAUCCGAAUUUAAUGUUAUUUUUAAGACGUUUACAAUGUUUAACAUUUUCUUGUGUUGAAUCAAAUAUUUAUUGGAAUGUAAAACGUACCACAAAAUUGUUAUCAUCCAAGACAUCUGUCAAUGUAUUAGGAAAAAUUCAAUCGUUUGCUCAACUGAUCACAGUUCAUGAAACUCAGUGUAAUCUGUCAUCAACCGGUGAAACAACUGCACUGCAUAAAUGGUUUUGUUUUAAACAAAUCAUUCCGGUUGAUUAUAAAGAAACAAAUAAGAAUCUUCCAUCACAAACAGAAAUAUCAUUGGCUAUUUCAUUGAAUGGUAAUACAGAUUCAGAAUUAUUACAACCAUGUCCUAUAUUUUCUUAUUUACCAGUACGUAGUGUUGGAUUUCGAUUUUUUAUCAAUGGUAAGUUAUGCUGUAUUGAUUUUCUUGAAAAAAAACUAGUUUUUGAUGAAUGA